Penicillium samsonianum is the source of this 1375-nucleotide messenger RNA. RefSeq lists its product as uncharacterized. Bases 1 to 1029 code for a protein of 342 amino acids. The record is from RefSeq and is a predicted model, not a curated record. The transcript is spliced from 6 exons. NCBI's taxonomy places the organism in Eukaryota, Fungi, Ascomycota, Eurotiomycetes, Eurotiales, Aspergillaceae.
AUGGAAGGAAUGAACCCCAUUGCAGCCAUUGUACAACCAUCCGCCAUAAAGCCUCCAGUCUUCGUGGGAUUGGCAAGCGCUCUAUGUGCACUUACUGGCAGCAUCAUUGCGCUACGGCUUUGGACUAAUUUCACCCACAAUCGAAAGCUUCACGUUGAUGACUACUUAAGCGUGCUCGCACUCCUUUUCUUGAUAUGGAAUUCUGUCACCUUCUCCAUGCUGUUUGAUGUGUUGAACUCCAAUCCUAACGAUGUAACGAUUGAACAUCUUACAAGGCUCGUUGCGGUCGGAAUCGCCUCAGGAAACAGUGCAAUCUACAGCGCAAAGUUGCCUCUACUUUUCAUGCUCAUCCGGAUCUUUGGAAUCAAGGAUUGGUUGCGCUGGAUGUGUAUAUGUCUCAUCGUCGUCGGAACUUUAGGCGGCGUGAUUACGCUGUUGUAUGCGGGAAUCUCCUGCAGCCCAGAUCUUCACGAGCCAACUCCACCAUUCUUGUUCUCGUGCGUCGGCGCCCUCACAAACGCGACCAUUGCCCGUGGCUCCAUAUCGCUUGCCAUCGAUGUCAUCGCAUUCGUCGUCCCGAUCCCAAUCAUCGUGAAUCUUAAGAUGCCGCUUCGUAGGAAGAUCGGAGUGGCCUUUGUCUUUGCUACGGGCCUUCUCGCCAUCGCAGCUAGCGCAUUGGGUUUGUAUUUCCAGAAAGCGCAGUCCGAGGAAUCCUCUACCAAUUUUGCCAAUGCUUUGCUUGUCACUGUUAUCGAAAGUGCCGUCGUCCUCAUGGUCAGCUGCACGCCUGCCAUUCAUGUAUUCUGGACCAAACAUGCAGGCUUCUUGCGCAGCAGCUUUGGACUGCUAACCUCAUCACACACCAAGUCGAAGCUUUCGGAAUCCAAAACCAACCUGGGAGCAACUACUAGCUCAAACUCAGAUCGCACCCAGGUCCACGCACAUGAAUACGUUGAACUAGAGGAACACACGUAUAUGGGGAAGCCACCAUAUGAGUCUGAGGUGUUGAGGGUUAAGCAAUACGUGUAAGAUAUCAUUUUGAAACGUUUAGUGUAUUUGGGCUUGUGUUGGAUUGUCUUGAUUCAAGGGGGCUCAGCCGUCUUACCCCUCUUCAAUAAUACAGAAACAACACGAUAUAUAGCGCACAUGUCAAACCAUAGAAGCCCUGAAGCUGGGAUGCGACAAUCGACGUUUAGCUACGAUCCUCCACAUGUAACGAUCGACGAUGCACGACCCGCUUUUCUUACCCACUCUUUCAACGUCCGGACUCAGAUCGUUCGGGGUGAAGAGUUAAGGAAUGAUUUCCGCUGCACUCAAUAAUGAGAUUUUCUGUCUGGAACAGGACAACUAAUGCAAAACAAUGUGGACAUUUAAA